UUUGAAAGCUCUUAGUGUACAUAAAGUAAUGUAUUUAUGUAUCAGAUUACUCUUGCUAAACAGUCCUCCAACAGGUUUCUCUUUGUUUGCAAUCAGCUGAGAACACAUUUAACAAGCAAGGAAAUUACAAAGGUACAAGAAUCAGUCACAGUGAGUAUCUGCUUCAUUUGGAUAGAUUGCCCUUGGCUUCAUCAAAGGACACACUGCCCUGCAUCACUGUCAGCACUCUUAAUUUUCUUCAACUUUUGGACAGAAAAAUAUAACAUGAUCGCAUUAUUUGGAAAAAGUAAGCCUGCAGAUCAGACAAGCUCACAAAAACAAACCAUGAGGAGCCGGAGGUAUUGCAGACAGCAGUAGGCCUUCCUUAAUCACUUUGGGAAGAGAAAAAGAAAAAAGAAAAAACCACUGUGAGAGCCAGAGAGGAUGAGAGUCUGUUUUGCGUUUUUCCCACUUCCAAGGCGACAAGGAUUUCUCCAGGAACCAUGCCAUGUGUAGAGAAUGCAUGCACCAUCUUGAGGAGCAACAUCGGGAGAAAGGAAUUAUGGUUAUGGAUUCCAAAAUCCCCUAUGAUGACUAUGCUUAUCCUGUGGUAUUUCUCCCUUCCUAUGAAGAUCCACCAGCUUGGAUUCCAACACAAGAGAGAAUUAAUAAUCCAGACUACAACAAUGAAUUGUCCCAGUUUCUACCUCGGUCAAUCAGAUUGAAGAAACCACCUGGUGCCCAGCUCGGAUUCAAUAUCCGUGGUGGAAAAGCAUCCCAACUUGGAAUUUUCAUUUCUAAGGUAAUUCCAGACUCGGAUGCCCAUAGAGCUGGGCUCCAAGAAGGGGAUCAAGUCCUAACUGUAAAUGAGGUUGAUUUUCAAGAUAUUGAACAUGGAAAGGCUGUGGAGAUUCUGAAGACAGCCAGAGAUAUUGUUAUGAGGGUUCGCUACUUCCCAUACAAUUAUCAAAGGCAGAAAGAAAGGACCAUGCACUAGGUGAAGAUUGGAGACUAGGGCCAAUAAUUUCACCAGCAGCCUGCCUUUUGAUGAACCACUCCACUGUGCUGGUAGCACAACUGCAUUAAUAAUCGUUUGUGCAACUUUUACAAAACUGAUUAUUCAGUUUGUGUUUCUUCAGCAAUUUCCAUUUGGGAAGACCUUUCGUUCCCCCAGGUUUAACAAGAUGACUAAUGCUUUGGUUUUUGUUACUCAUUUUGCAGCUGUUUUAUAGAUUAUUUAGCUAAUUUGCUUUUGAUAUUUUACCUUCCACCAAAACCAGAACCUAUGCUGUAUUGAUACAGUUAAACAAGCAUCUUUGAGAACUGAAGACCAUUAUCCAAUCAUCAGGGAAAUAAACAAGGCUUGUAGUUUAUAAGAUGAACAAAGACUUUUUUGUGGAGGUGUUACACAGAAAGUUGACUUAAGAUAUGCAGUAACUGGCUCACCUAUAGUUUUUUUGGUUGCCAUUGACCAGUUAGCAUUUUAUAUGAGCUUUUAAUGGGUGGAUUUUAACUGUAGUUAACUAGUAGCUUUUAUUGCACUACCCUUCUACUAGAAUACUUAAAUGCAAGCAAAACUCAAAUGUGUCUUUAUUAAUGUAAAGAACAACUAUGCCUCAUGAUUUUGUGGUACAAACUUUCUCUCAAACCAAGUGAGUGAUGCAUUUGUGGGCAUCUAAACUGUCUGCCCACCAGAAAUGACGGGCCUCCAUAGCAGUACAUCUUCCAUACGCCUUUGAGCCUGUGACCAGUUAAGCAGGCCGGACCUUGCUAAUCAUGCUGUUUUAUUGUUUGGCAGUGCUGUGUCUUGCUAAACUUUUUGGUGGGUCAUGCGGAGGUGCAUGAGUGGUGAAAGGAGCUCAUGACCCAUGAUGCAUGUGACAUGAUGUGAAUUAUUGCACACCUUCGGUCACAUAAUCUCUCAUGUGCUUUAGUAUUCAGAUACAAGUCUGAUUUUUCUUUAAUCUAAGAGAGAAUGUGAUUAGUUAGUACCAAUCAGGUUUUAACUAGCAAGCUCAUGUUUGGGCCUUAGAGACAGAUAGAUAUCCUUCUGCUUUGAGCAAGAUGCCUUUGAUUGGAAGUGGGCAGAGUCGCAGCAAGGACUGAAAUAAUGGUAAUAAACAUUUCCAGGGCUGCUGGAAGAAGCUUUUUAGUUAUUAGGGCAAAUGGUGCAAGUAGAUUGUGAGUGAGUACAAUAAAUUUACAAGCAAACUAACAUUUGUGCUUAUUUUUAAGCACAUCUUGGGAGGUUACUUGACAGCAAAUGGGCUGUAUAGUACAGGGUACUGCAGAGUCAUUGCAUCAAAGAUAAACAUGUUGUAAAGAGCAGUACGUAGUUAAGUUGAGUGGAACAGACAAAGUGAAAAUCAUAACUGACUUUAGUGUUUUAUACCGAAUCCCAGAGCAUAGCUGUUGGAUGUUGUACACUAUAUUUGGGUCUAACAUUUUCCCUCCUUACCAUAUAAGCAUCACUGCCUCUGUUCCUAGAAAUAACAGACUGCUAUAGGAUUGUUAGUUGUACAAAGUUUUUGCCUAACCAACCAUGUUUAUAUUGUUUUGCUUAACACAUUUUAUUUACAAGAAUAAAGAUACACAUAUAUGUUAGUAUUUGCACUGAAAUGUCCUUGAUAAAUGUUUUCCUAAAAUAUUCUUUUAGCCUGGCAUCAGGUUGUAUUGUUUGGAGUAAGGGGAAACCUAAACUGAACUUGCAGCUGAAUGAGACAUUUUAAAACCUAUUUAUUACAUUGAUACUGUAAUAUGACAUGAGUAAGUAGCACUUUUUGUGAACAUUAAAACAUUCUGAUUGUAUUGUG
Messenger RNA from Protopterus annectens (West African lungfish), 2792 nucleotides. It is a transcript of the gene PDZD11, whose product is annotated as PDZ domain containing 11. The transcript is spliced from 9 exons. Gene Ontology annotation, biological process: protein localization to basolateral plasma membrane; maintenance of epithelial cell apical/basal polarity; neurotransmitter secretion. Gene Ontology annotation, molecular function: protein binding. The record is from RefSeq and is a predicted model, not a curated record. Bases 488 to 976 code for a protein of 162 amino acids. NCBI's taxonomy places the organism in Eukaryota, Metazoa, Chordata, Ceratodontiformes, Protopteridae. Gene Ontology annotation, cellular component: synapse; basolateral plasma membrane; cell-cell junction.